AUGCAUCCUAUACCUUUUGUUGCUGGAGGUCCUGGGACAGGAAAAACUAGACUGCUUGAGGAACUGAAGAAUCUCGUUCAGGAGAGGGCACUCAAUGAUGCAGAUGAUCAGGUGCGAGAGAUUUUUGCAAAUAUGAUAGCAGUGGUAAUAACUUUUGGUAAUGGAUCGGCAGCAUCCGAUAGUGAUGUUAUGCUUGGAGGGGAAAUCGCACUUUGUACACGGAUUCUGCAUCGUUAUUUUGUGGAAGGAAAUUCAAAUAUGCAGUACGAAAAUUUUGUAAACCAAUGUAUAAAAUUGGGUUUACGAAAAGGAGGUUUAAUGUUAGGAACAGUUUUGAAGACUAUUACUAUGGAUAAGUAUGGCCAGCAGCAACAAAGUGGCAACACAUCAGCAUUUUUAUUGUGCAUAGAUGAAAUGAACAAGUUGAUUGAUAUAGACACUCCACUAACACAAGUGACAUUCCGUACAGUCGUAAAUGCAGUAGGCCGAUUGAGUUGUGGAAAAGCUGUCGAAAAUAUAUUCUUUAUCCCUAUCCUUGCAGGGACACUUGAGCAACCUCUAUCUCAGAUAAUUACAAAACCUGCUUUGGUACUUCCAUUAGACUUGCUUAGCAAUGCUGAUACAAUUAAAAUAGCCCAAGAAAAUUCUGGUUUAGACAAACAUUAUGUUACAACCACAGCCUCAUUUCGUCGAUGUCUAUCAGAUAUCGGGGGACAUGUUCGUACUUUAGAAUUCUUUUUAGAGAAAUGUGUUUCUGCAAAAAGUUCUGAAUCAAUUAACCUUUUUGAGGUAAUGCAAUUCGUAAAGGAAAAGCUGAUGGAUAGAUAUGACUUCAGAAAUGUGGCAUGUAAUAUGGCUCAACCAGUUGCAUAUGCGAUACUUGGCUUAAAUGUUUCUCCAUCAAAAAGAAUUUCAGAAAGGUCACAAUUAACUUACACAGACUUGAGUAGCAUGGGAAUGUUGGUAUUUCAACAUGAGGACAAGCAAGCAUCAUUAUGCAUAAGAAUACCGUAUAUUUGGGUGUGGUGCAUAGUAAUGAGUGCACGCGAACUGGGAGCUGAUUGGGCAAAAUUCUGGGAAACGCUCAUAGUUCAAGAAAAAAAUUUCGUAUGGCAAGACUGGGAGGACUUAAACCUCCGCUUUUGGGCAUUUAGACUCCAUCUAUAUCAUGUCAUUGGUCAUCAACAAAUUGGAAUGGAUGAAUUUCUCCGUGGAGCUUAUUGCGGAGCCGAUAUUAAAGAGAAUACAAUGGAGAUACCAUCAGAUUUAGAUAAUAUAAAGGUCAUAUACAUCAAAGAACGAUUUCCUGAACAUCAGAAAUAUCAUGAUGUGAAUAGUGAGCAUAUGUACAGAGAAUUCACGAGCAAUAUGAUUGUCAAGAAUGGACAAGGAGGGAUGAUGGACGGAUUCACUCACUAUAAAGAUUUUAACCAAACAAAGCUUGUUACGGUCUGCCUUCAAAUGAAAUGGGGUCAAUAUGAAACAAUGAAACCACAAGUAAUUAAUCGAGAAACAGUAUCUAAUGAAGCAAAAAAAGUAAUGGAAAAACUCCAAAACCAUCUUCAUCUUUCAUUACAACAAUAUCGUUUGAUUCUUUUGUGCAAUACACCAUUAUCAGAGGCGUUACGAUGUGUUUUGCCCGAUGAUUUACCAUCGAAUGUUGCUCUUGUUUGCGAAGACAAUUUUGCUAAAUUCUACGGACCAGUGUAUGCAAAUCGUGCACAAUUCGCUGCUGCAAAUGAAAAGGUUAAUAUUAACUCGGCUUAUAAAUGGGAACUGUGUCUUAUUCGUGGAGUAGGACCACAAACUGCAAGUGACAUUAUAGCAAAGCGGAAGGAAAGACCUUUUGAAGGAGAAAUGGAUUUAUUACGCCGUGUGAAGUUUUCGAGGAGAGAACUAUCGCAGAUUGAGUUUUAA
Messenger RNA from Paraglomus brasilianum, 1917 nucleotides. Lineage: Eukaryota; Fungi; Glomeromycota; Glomeromycetes; Paraglomerales; Paraglomeraceae. The record is from the annotation of a GenBank genome assembly.